This is a messenger RNA of Zonotrichia leucophrys gambelii, 2772 nucleotides long. RefSeq names its product NME/NM23 nucleoside diphosphate kinase 3 (gene NME3). Gene Ontology annotation, biological process: CTP biosynthetic process; UTP biosynthetic process; GTP biosynthetic process. The transcript is spliced from 5 exons. The record is from RefSeq and is a predicted model, not a curated record. NCBI's taxonomy places the organism in Eukaryota, Metazoa, Chordata, Aves, Passeriformes, Passerellidae. Bases 1 to 573 code for a protein of 190 amino acids. Gene Ontology annotation, molecular function: nucleoside diphosphate kinase activity.
AUGGUUCCGCGGCGGGCGGGGACAGCGCGGGGGGAGCGCGGCCCCUUUAAGAGCGGCGCCGCCAUGAUCUGCCUGGUGCUGGGGCUCUUCGCCGGCCUCUUCCACAAUGCCCUCGGCGGGGUCCAUGAACGAACAUUCGUGGCCAUCAAACCGGACGGGGUGCAGCGGCGCCUGGUGGGGGAGAUCAUCCGGCGCUUCGAGAGGAAGGGGCUGCAGCUGGUGGGGAUGAAGCUGCUGCAGGCCUCGGAGGAGCUGCUGAAGGAGCACUACAGCGCCCUGCGGGACCGGCCCUUCUACGGCCGCCUGGUGAAGUACAUGAGCUCCGGGCCCAUCGUGGCCAUGGUCUGGCAGGGCCUGGAUGUGGUGAAAACCGUUCGCUCCAUGAUCGGGGAGACCAACCCAGCUGAGUCCAGGCCUGGCACCAUCCGAGGAGACUUCUGUGUUGAAGUUGGCAAGAACGUGAUCCAUGGCAGUGACUCAGUGGAGAGUGCCCAGCAGGAGAUCUCGCUGUGGUUCCGGCCCGAGGAGCUGCCGUGCUGGGAGGACACGGCUGCACACUGGAUCUACGAGUGAGCAGCAGGCCCAGGGCAGCUCAUCCUCCUGCUGGGACACAGCACAUUUCCAUCCAUCUCCUGGCAGCUGCUGGGCUGGCUGCACAUCCUCUUGGGAUUCCUCUUCUGCCUGUGGAUGCUGGGAGCUGGGCUGUGUGUGGAACUCUGCUUCAGCUCCUGCCAAGGGCAGCUCUUUCUUUUUUUUUUCUCUCUGCUCUAGUAAGUAGUUGGUAUUGUUGCUCUGUUUGCUGCAGCAUCUUAAAUCCCAGGUAGCUCAAGUUGAUUAAUUGUAGCAAAACUUGGGCUCUUGGCCCUUUCCUGGGUGUUCUCAUCCCUGCCUGGAGCAGGAGAAUGCGUUUUCCUUGCUGCUGGGAGAGGUGCUGGUCACAAGGUGAUGGGCUUGACAAUUUACCUGCUUUUCUAGAAGGCUUUUCACCAAAGGCUCUUAAAAAACCAGGCUGCUGUAGGAUAAGGGAGCAAAUUCUCAGUUUGGAGUUCAUUCCUAGGCAAGGAAUGAAGGAUGGGACAGUUCUCUCUCCCUUGGUGGGAGCCCUGGGUGCUGGGCUGGCAAAAGCUCACCCAGUUUCUGAUGUGAUGAGUGAGUCCAUGGAAGGAAGAUUCUCCAAAUGCUGCUAAACACACAAUUCCUCAGGCUCUGCUUCCUGGGCUGUGGCUGUGAGUUGGAAGCAGCUCCUUCAGGCCUGCUCUGGUUCCCUGGGGCUGCAUGGCCCUGACCCAGCCUGACACCAGACUGUCCCUCCCUGGUCACUGAUGUGAGGCAGCAGCCACAGGAACAGAAGGGGAGAGGGAGGCAGGGAAGGGUUUGUGGAUGUGGGGCUCAGAUUUAGGGGAGUAUUCAGCUCUCUCUUGUGCAGAGACUGUGGAGUCCUGGCACUGAGCUCUGGAAAGUGCCAGGAUCUUCCUUGUCCCCCUGAGAGCUUGCAGAGGAGCUUUCCUGCUGGGAGGGUAUCUGGAAACCAGUUUGUAAUGGGCUGGACAUCACCUGUGAGCUGUCCCUGGGCCACCCAGCUCCUCAGAGCUGUGUCUGAGCUCCCUGUGCAGCCUCACCACAGCAAAAGGACAGGGACAGUGAUACAGAGUCCUGCCAUGGAACAGGGACAUGGUUAAACCAAGGGAACAAGAUCCCAGGGCUCUCCUGUGUGCAGGAUGAGCUUGCCCUGUGCCCUGGAAGCCUGUCCCUCUGGGUGCUCAGCUUUGUAGGUGCUGGGGAAUGGGGGCAGCUCUGGGGGAGCAGAGUGAGGUCACCCUCAGCCCUGCUCUGUGCUGGCCCCAGGUGUGGGGCUGAGCAGGGCAGGGGUGGGAGGUGUCCCCCAGUGAGUGGGGCUGUCCAGCUGCCUCAGCCAGGGCUCCUCCUGCCUUGGGGCCUUCUCCAAGCACUGUGCCCAGCUCUAAGUACCUGACAGAUCCCAUUGCUCCUGGAACUUGUCCACUUGGCUGAACCUGGAGUCUGGCUGCAGGAGAAGGCACUGGUGAAGACUGAGGUGGGAGGAAGGCUGUUGUAAUCUUCGCUGCAGUGUUGUUCUUGCCUCUCUGCUGGGGCUCUUCUCCAUUCUCUGCAGCACAGCCCUUCCUGCCUUCUCAGAGGCUCUUGACCCACCCCUAUUUAUUUCAGUUACCUUCACCAGCUACAGCUGCUGCCCAACUAAGGACCCUGCAGCUGCAGCUCGUUUGGAGCAACUCGGACUCACACAGAUCCCACAAUACAAGAUAUAUUCAGGCCCCCACAGAAGGCCAUGUUUGUUGUUUAACAGAUUCAUUGAGAAGAGCUGCUGGUACCAAGAGCUGCCAGCUCUGACACAGGAAAGCUCUGCCCAAAUAGCUGAGCUUCAUCUCCUGCCAGUGCCUCCUCCUGAAGGAUCCCUCUUCUCCCUGUCUGCACAGACAAAACUGAAGAUGCCUCCUGGUUCAAAGUGCACUGAACUCCAGUCAGAUACAGACCUGACUCACUGAGACACAAUCCCAGCCUGCCCUCCCCUCUCUGUGUGUGUAGGUUUGGUGUCUGCCAUGACCUUGUCCUGCUCUGGGGCACAAUGGAGCAGCAGCUACAGGGAAAGGGCCCCCACAGACCCUGCCAGGAGCUGAGCUGUGCCUGCUGUUCCUCGAGCCCCUGGGGACUUUUAAUUGCUUUGCAUGUUGGUUUCUGCUGCUUCUCCUCUGUCCAAGACUGUGUUAAACUGUAACAAUAAAUGUAGAAGCUGUC